UCACACUGCACAAUUGCAAUCAACGAGAAAAGAAACGAGCGAAUUGCAACGAGCAGGCGAAAAAUCACAAAAAGCGGAAAAUCACAACAAUCGUGGGUGCAAACGAAACGGAAACGAAACUGCGAGGAGAGGGAAGUCACGGUAUAUAAUCGGAUGGACCGGCAGUGAAACCCCGUAAAGCAGAGGCGCACUUGGCGCGUUUCGAAGGGGGAAAUCGCGUUGCGUUCUUUUCCAAUUCCGAUUCCGAUUCCAAAACCAAACCAAUCCAAUCCCCACACACAUAUACAUAUACCAACACAAACACACAGACACGCGCGCGCAUACAGUGAACGAGUGAAAGUGCAUCUACAUCUGUGAUUUCGUAUAUAAUAAUGCGUCGCGCAUACGCGGAUUUGGCCAGCAGUAGGAGCACCAAAGACUAACAAGUGAUUCGGAGAUCCGGGGAUUGAGUUGGUUGGGCUAAUUGCCCACUACCCCCGCUUUCCACGUGAAAUGGCCGAUCAGGUGGCGCACACCAAAGAAACGGACGCGGAUGAGCCGCUGGUCAAUGGCGUAGUACUGCCAUCGGAGGAGGCGCCUUCCUGCUGCCAUGUGAUGUCCUUGUCCUCCAUGGACGUGGAUGCGGAUGUGGAUGUGGAUACCACAUCCACAUCCUCCUGCGUCGCCACUUCCCAGCUAAAUCCGUCGCCACCGCCUGUUGGUGUCCAACAGGCGAAGCCGGCACGGAGCAGCACACCGCCAUGCCAUCUUUUGGAGCGUCUCAACUUUCCCGAGGGCAACAUUAUAAAUACGCUGCACACGAUCCUCGCUCUGCCACCGUUUGAUCCUUAUGCCCCCGCUCCCAAAGCGGAAACGGUCUACAAAGAGGUAGUAUCGCUGAUGCAGUGGAGCCAACGUGAGGAUAAUGCCAUCGAGCUGGAGCUUAGUGAUAAGCUGCUUCACGAGUGCAAGCACAAGAGCGGCGAUCCUAACGAUGAGACGCGGUCGUAUUUGAUGGCCAUUGAGAACAUGCGUCUGUUCUCCGAGGAUCCAAAGAAUCCACUGCGUGAUGCCGACGGACAGCUGCGUGCAAUUACGCUUUAUUUCCAGAAUCUUGCCUUCAUAUUUGUGAAGCACCGGAAGGAGGAGUUCUUCACGUUUUGUUCCUGCAAGGAAUGUCUCGAAUACCGCGAAACCAUCAUGGCUAUCAUGAUGGAUCAAUUUAAGGCUGCACACAUGGUGGUCAUGUUGCUAGACGUACUGAUCAAGGCCUACAGCCCCAUGUUGAAAAACGAUGCUGCCUACAAUAAGUUUGAGAAGCUGCUUGAGUGCAACAAGGAAAUCUAUUGGAUAACAAGCGGCUACCUCUACGACAAAAAUGCCGAAUAUCUUGAUUUUAUUGAUGACACAGCGAUCUCCGAUAAUAUGAUAUUAGUGCUUUUCAGCGCCAUUCUAAUGGCAAACAAUCCGAUGCUGUUGCUACAAAUACUCGCCUAUAAUGUGGAAUGCAUUGUGAAGGCAUUCUCCGAGGGCAUGAUCGAAAUUGCUCAGAAUAUUCAGGAGAACGAGAAAAUUUCCGCAGAAAGGAUGCUGACAUACAUUCUUGACGGCUAUUCCGAUCUGAAUUGCAUCUCGCAGAAAAUAUCCCUCAGCCUUUUUGCGUUUGAGAACGAUUUCCUGCGCAAAUUUAAGCUCUCGUGGGUUCUCCUGUGCCAGCGUCUUUUCCAGCAACAUGUGUUCACACCUCUGGGGGAUACCAUGCUAGCCUGUAUCCUAUCGUUGAAGGAUGCAGCUCCAUCGGCCCACACGACAGCGCUGAUUAAGCGGGUCAUGCUGUUCGACGAACAUAUGCACUCCAUUGAGAGGCGUUGGACGGAUAUCUGGAUCGAGCUGAACAAGUUCAACUUGUCGCCCACGGAGCACGAGCGCCGGAUGGGCCUGCUGGAUGUGUACAACAUAUUCGACAAGGUCGUCCUGGACGCCACCUCGUUCUCGCUGCCGGAUAUUAGCGACGAUGAGUUUAUUGACUUCCAGCGCAUCGUGGAUCGGCAGCUAGCCUGGAAAAACAUUAUGGCCUUUACGAAGCUAAAGUGGCCCGAUGGUUUCUACGACCCGCCCAAUAAGCUAGUGCAUGAGGAUCUCUGCAAGAAGUGCAAUUCACUUCUCGAGCACCAUAACGAGAACUGCAAAUGCAUCACUUGCUCCAUCGCCGGCACUCCUUUGCGACCGCGACAAGCGGGCCAUUGUGCCAAGUGCACAACGCUCGGCAUUGUCGAGAAGGAUCCGAAGCUGAUGAAGUCGAAGAUUCUAAGCACAUGCACCAGUGACGAGGCUAAGCACAAUGCCGCUAUGGCAGCCACCACGAGCUCCUCAUCCGCUCAGCAGCAGCGUCGGACCUGCGAUCUACCGGAGGAUGAAUCACCAACUGGAAGCAGCAGCAGCGGAUCAGUUUUCCGGAGACAGGCGGAGUCGUCCGAUACUCUUCGUACCACAUAUCACAUUGCAUGGGCGGUAUUUCAGCACCUGACCACCAGAAAGCGCUACCGUCACGAAUCGAUCGAGGCGCAGUUCUUCUGCGGCGAGAACUGCCGGGUAUCAGCCUGCCAGCUGGCCAGGAAAAUUCUCGCCAACCAGUUGUCGCCGCCUCUAACGAAGUAUCUGCUGCGCUGCUUCCAACCGCUGUCGUUCACUAGGGAAGAGCUGCGCUCUACGCUACCCUCGCUUAUGUUUUUCAACCGGAAGCUAGCUCCUAGUCCUGCUGAACUGCAGGAACUGAGAAACCAGCACUAUGUGUACAAAACAUACUGGACCUUUGUUCUUUCCAUCUACGCCAACUUCUUUGUCAAAUUCAACUCGAGCAGUACGGACUUCGGUCACCUGGAGCUGCUAAAAGGGGAUUUACGUCUGCGGAUGAAUAGCGUGGUAGGCGACAAGGACGAUGGUCGGUUUGAACAGUUUCUGGCCCAAGUUAUUGGAUACUCACCUUUUAAAAUCACUGAUGAUUUCACGUUAGGUGAUGCCAAUAUAGAGAAGAUGCAGUUUGGAGUUGAUCAGCUUAUGAUGCUGCACGAUUCUCAAAUAAUAAAACGCACUAAACCAGAUAGCACUACAGGCCUAACAGGUGCCAAAGCUAAGACAGGUGAAUCGAACUUGUCGCAAUCAGGAGGACGAAAUGGUGAUGCAGGUGUGAACAAGAAGAGCAAGGAGAAGAUGCGCAAAUGCUGUGCUGACUACGCGGAUAUUGGUGAGCCCUGUAAGGAGAAUCACUCAAAAAAACGUGUUAAAAAGGAGUGCAACCAUGCGCGCUUUAACGAGACCCGUGAUCGAUUGCGUAAGAAGCUCUCUCAGAUUGUCAAUGACCGGAAGACAAAGACCACGGAGGAGGCAACGGUGAAAACCAGCAUGCCAGAGCCUGCUGUUCCCGCGCCAGCAGCAAUCCCACCGAAGCGGCCACCAAAGGCCGAAACCCUUCCGCCGAAUCAGCCACCCAGUUUAAAAGUGUUCGCCACGGCACAGUUACAGUCGCCCAGCAAUCCGAAGAAGGUGCCUCCAGCCGCAGCGGCGGCUGCAGCGGCAGCUCUUAAUGAAAUUGGCGACCAGGAGGAGCAAGAUGGCGACAACAGUCUGCUGCGCUUGGAUAGUCUCUGCAAGAGGCUCCAGAUGCACACAGAUGCCACGGAUGCCUCGGCUGCGGCAACUGCUGCCGAGGCUGCAGCUGCUGUGGCCGCUUUUAAACGUGGAGGCGGCUUUCCUGCGGACUAUAGUAAGGAGGAUAUGAUGCAGGACUUUGCCGAGUUCCUGGGAACUUAUACCUAUACCCGUGAACAAGACCAACAGCGCUGGAUAAACGAUACUCUCAACUUUAUUGAGGGCAAGUCCCAGCAGCCGCAAACCGCGAAUCCCAAGAAAGCGGCUAAGAAGGCCAAACAGAAGAUGCGCAAGGAGGAGGAAAAGCGAAUCAAAGAAUUGGAGGAUCUGCGUAGCCAGUUUUUAGACAUAUACUUUAAGGAGUUCAUUGGAAAGAACGAGAUGAAGGGUCUGACGGCUGCAGGCAGCCGGAAAAGGGACAAGAAACGUAUUGGAGAGCUGGAGGCGAAUAUUAAGAACCUACAGCGGGCCAAGGGCAAAGUGGAGACAGUGAUCCUCGAGCUUAUUGCCACCGUCAAGCAGACGAACAAUGAGUUCAAGUUUUCCUACCUGCCAACCAAGCAACAACAGCUAGCCAAGUUGGCACAAGUUGAGGAUGGAGGAUCAUCCGAUACCACUAACGAAACUGUUAAACAAUCACCGCCACAACCUGCGCCACAGUAUCCCGAGUUAAACAGUAGCACCUCGUUUUAUUCACCGCCAGUACUCGGACAGCCGAAUACGCCAGUAUGUUUUGCUCCUCCCCAGCAGUCGCAACAUCCGCCUCAGCUCUCACGGGAUGUGAUUGCCGCCAUGGCGGCCAACUCCAUCACUGCCGAUCCCUCCAAGAGAAUUGUCACCAUACGUCGAGUCCAGCUGCCUCAUCCGGGGGCUGAGCAGCAGGUCACCGUGGUGGCCAAAGGAAGUGCACCGCACGAGGACAAGUUGCUGUACACAUUUGUUAAUGGACACAUGGUGGCUUCCGGUCCGGUUCAGCCGGAAGAAACGGCUCUUCCGCCUGUCCAAAUUCCAGGUCCAGCGCCCAGUGUUCCUGAAAAGAGUGCCAAGGCCAAGAAGAAAGAGGCUAAGCGAGCGGCAGCUGCAGCAGCGGCGGAGGCAGCAGCAGCAGCUGCUGCAGCGGCAGCGGCAACGGCUCAACAAGAAGCCAAGAUGAAGAACAAAAAGCAGACGAAGAAAGCUGCUGUUUCUGUGACCACCGCAUCCAGUUCCAUCGCGAGCAGUAGCUCAUCCAAGUCCCAGACGCCACAGAGCACGCGAGAGAGUUCGGUGUGCAGUGUGAAGCCAAAGACUGCACCCAAGAAACCGACUGCUAAGCCACCGAAGUUAGUGGAAGUAGCGCCAACGCCUGUUCCAGAACCGAUACCGGAACCACCGAAGAGGCAGAAGCGUCUGAAGUCGAGGCUGGAUCCUGGGCAGUUGGAUAAUAAUCCCUUCAAGUCCCUGCACAUGCAAGAUUCGUCGGAGGGCGAAUGGGAAACUGGCAGUGAGUCAGAAGACGUCGAGGAAACCCCAGCACCAGCGCCGGCGCCAAUCAGGCAUCAGCCUAAACUGCCAGCUGCUCCAUCGCCCAAACUAGUUGCUCCACCAGUGGUCACAAAACCCAAGCCAGCAGCUGCACCAACUGCAACAACUGUCAAGAAGGUGAAGCAACAGGAGGCUCCGCAGAAGCAACAGACGUCCCAACCCGCUAAGGUGCAGCCCCAGUCAAGGAGCAAACCGACGUCUGCUUCCGGUGGCAAGUCGAAUCCGCCACAAAAACAACAACAGUAUCAACAGGAGAAGGUGUCGACUACAAAGACCCAGGCGCAGCGUCCAACGGAAUCCGCGAGGAAGCAAAAGCAGGCUCCUGGAAAUCUCGAAUCUAAUCGCUGCGUUCAGAACCAGGCAACUUCCCAAACGCAGCAGCAAUCGCGAGGUGGUCGGGGCAAUGGUCGAGCGAAGGCCUCAACUAGCAGCCAACAGCAGCCAGUCCCGCAGCACUCCAACCCCCAUCCAGCUGAGGCCAGCGCUCCUCCAAAGAGAUCACAACGUGGCAAGCGGGGUCAUCGGCAAAAGCAGGAGGAUCUCUCCGGCAUUCCACACAAUAUGGGCUAUUUCAAUCCCAACGAAGUUGCCAUACCUCCGCCGCAGACGGGAAGCUAUGCGAGCACCCUGGCCCAGCAGAUGCAGAACCUACGCAUUGGCCAGUCAGGUAGCAAUUCCAGCUCAAAGCAGCCACAGCAGUCUCCUAACUGCAGCAUCAUGGACCAACUGAAUCGGGGUGUUCAGGUGGAACACCUUUCCUUGCCGCCUGGCAUCACGCUUACAAAGGUAGAUCCGGCUAAGAGCGAGCAGUUGCGCCAAAAGAGCGAAUCGAUCCGGCUGCUAUCCCAGCCUUUGGCAGAGCAACAACAGCAGGAAGCGCAGCAGCAUCACUUCCAGCCGUCCUCCCAUCUCCUAGCUGGCUACUAUGGAGCAGCUGGUGCCGCUGGCAUGGAUCCUAACGGUGUUAUCAUGGUAGAGGCUAAUCCGCGUCCAAUUCGCAAUAGCCAAGCUCCGACGGUCCCGCCAAAUGUGGCGACAGCAGCAGCAGCGGCAAGUGCUAGUGGAAAAUCCUCCAGGCGUCGCCGUCGCAACCGUGGUAAAUCUGGUAGUGGAAGCAGCGGAAACAUUGGCAGUUCUGGAGCGGUCAACAAGCAACAAUCGCGAGGAGGCAACGGAUCGGGAACAGGAGUCGGGGAUAGCCAGAAAUCCACCGUCUCGCCAAUCAGUGUAGCAACUAUCGAAACUAAUGCCAGUGGUAAUAUUAUCACACUGCGGAAUCCCAUGUUCCACCAGGGCAAUGGGCCAGUAGCUAGCGGAGGCAUGAUGCCACCCAAUCCAAACCCAAUGCCUCCAGUGCGAAACUUUGGUGCUGGUCUCCCUGUUGCUCCACCUAUGGCCAUGGAUCAACCUGCCGCAAUCAUCAAGAAUGAGAAUGGCAUGUUCACCAUACGCAACCCGGCGCUUCAUCAAGCUGUAACCAAUGGCUUGGCCAUGGGCGGUUACCGGCAGUUCGGCAGCAAUGUCAACUACUAUACGCCCCAGGAGGCAGUGGCGGAAGCGGCGCGAGCCACUCAGCAAAAGCAGACGCAACAGCAAAAUAGUGCUAGCAGCAGCAAUACCUCCAAUUUCUCUUACUUCUCCAGUGGAUCCGCAAGUGGUAACAGCGGCGGCAGCAGUAACGGUGGCAACGGAACGCACAACAAUAUCAGUAUUAGCUGUACCAACGUUCCCCCGGGCAACACCGAAAGCGGAGGCAACAGUCCCGGCAGAUUAAUUGGCGAGGCAGCAGUGAUUGCCCGUCCCAAGCAAUCGCAGAAAUGUCUAUCGGCCAUUGGCAGUGAGCUGAAACAAAAAGCCAAGGACAGCAAGUGGCCAAGCUUUGGUCAGCAGCAACAGCAACCGACGGCAGAUUACAAUUCGAGUGGAACUGGAGGGGGUGUUCCUCUACAGGAGCAGUACCAACAGUCGAGCUACUAUAAUGGCUUUGAAGUGUUUUCAGCAGCUGCAGCUGCCGCUUCACAGGCGCCUGGAAGCGGCGGUGGAUCGAGCGAAUGCCACAUGCAUCACAAUUCUGGCGACGACUCUCCGCCGCCGACCAUCACCGGUUUCAAUUCCUACCUGGAGGGCAUUCCAAACACUGGAGUCAUUCGCUACGACGACGCCGCCUUCCUUAAGAAUUUGAUACCGGGACAGCAUCUCAACAACGAGGUCUCCAUACAUAAUAUAUCGGAGUCUAACUUCACGCGCAACAACGCGUCGCCGUCGCCGCACCACGUUGAGAUAACCAGCGUGUUUAGCAACCGACUGCGCUCCUCGAACGCCUACGAUCCGCAGCAGCAGCAACCGCAGCCGGCGGGUGUCGGUCCAGGUGCCAACUACUGCGACAGCGUAGCCGCCGACUAUGGCACUGAUUCCCACCUCUUUGUGCAGAACAAUCUGCUGACACGAAUGCCACAACCGCCGGCGCCUCCAGAUCCUUUUGGCUAUGAUUUUGAUCCAUCGGUGGGGCCGGGAGGUGGAUCUAAGGCGGCCAGUGUGGCCAGCGACCUGAACGAAUUCCUGCGCCGCAGUCCGCUAAGUCAGCGAACCUCGCCCUAUGGCCAGGACGAAAGUGCCGCCGCCCUGGAAACGUUCGUCCAGAACAUGAGUGCGCUGCAGAUCGCGAGCGAUGCCGAGCAGUGCUCGCGGCUUAAUGGGGCGGUUUCUGGUGGGGGACCUAGCGAUCUUCCAUCGGCGGAUGCCACUGCCGGUGGAGGGGCAGCCAAUGCGGCCGCUGCCUGGUGGUGAGCCACAUGACAAGAGGUGCUGUACGGCCAGCAGGAUUGAUUUGCACUCCUUACAUUCAUCCCACUCUCACAUACGCAGACAUUUCAUCGAUAGGGCUGAAAUACGAUAAUUGAAAAACAAAAACGAAACAUAAAAAACAAAAAACAGAAAACGCAUCCAAGAAAUCAUUCAAAAUGGCUUAGGAGUCAAUUUCAAUGUUUCAACAAAAAACAGAAAAAUAAAGAAAAAAUAAACUUAAAUGGAAGUUAAA
This is a messenger RNA of Drosophila eugracilis, 8188 nucleotides long. RefSeq lists its product as uncharacterized. NCBI's taxonomy places the organism in Eukaryota, Metazoa, Arthropoda, Insecta, Diptera, Drosophilidae. The record is from RefSeq and is a predicted model, not a curated record.